GUGGCUUGGACGCUCGACUUUGAGGAGCUGGAAGUUGGGCCUUCUGGAUCCACGGCUGACAGGGCAGCUGUGCAUGCACAGUCCCGCUCAGCGCUCGUAGCUGCGAGGACACAGCGAGUGCAGCUGCAGCGGUCAUGGCUGCUGGCUUCCUAAUUACAAGAUUAUUGCUGGUCUGUUUGUUGAGUGAGGUGAACUACUCCUCAGCUUUUCCAAGAGCCAGGAGUUUUGUGCAACCUAGAUUGUGGCAAAGUGAAGGAGAGGAGGAAGAAGUCUAUAACUAUGAGAACUGUCAUCCUUUCUACUACAUCAGUGCCCAGGGCAAAACAUCGGAAAAGCAGGGAGGUUUUAUGGCGGCCCCUAUCCAUAUCUGUAAACAAAACCAUCCCAUUGUGUACCAAAAAGCCUCAAACCUCAAGCCAGCAAACCCCUUCCAGCCACGAUCUAAUGUUGCCACCAAAUGGCCACAGGAAACUAUUCUACCACAGCCUCCAUCACAGAAGAUGUAUCUAUCACCCAAACCCAAAAGCUAUGAAUUCAGUCUGAAGAUUCCCUUUCUUGAUUUCCUGAUAAGAAAUGAUGGAAAGAAUUCUCCCAAUAAAAAACAUGAAGGUGGAAAUGAUGCACCUGCUGUCUCCAAACCAGGCUUUCAGGUCAGCUCAUCUGUUUCCUCUUCAUCUGUUUCUCAAUCUGUCAACACCCCAACCACCAGCCAUGUUGUUCAUUUGGCAAGUGAACACAAUCCAGAGAGUCCUGAUUCUGUAAAACCAGAAAAACCAAUUUCAGCCAUGAUUGGAUCAAGGCAACCCUUCUUAAACUCUGCUGGUACUGGCAAUACAGAAACACAGGAGCAGCCAUAUCCCAUCAAACCACAAUCAAGUUCAACUUUAUUUGGAUCAGGAAGACCAUUUGUAAGUUUUGCAACACCCCAGCAAGAGCCUCAUGAGCCAGUUCAUGUUCAGCCAAGUUCAUCUCUGGCUGGGUCAGCAAGGCCUUUCCUAAACUUUGGGACAACACACCAGCAGACUUAUAAGCCUGUUCAUGUUAAACCACCAAGUUCAACCCUGACUGAAUUAGAACGGCCUUUCCUAAACUUUGGAACAACACGACAGCACAGUUAUGAGCCCUAUCCAGUUAAACCACAAUCAAACUCAGCAAUAACUGGAUUAAGGCAACCCUUCUUAAGCUCCGCUGGUACAGAAGCACAGGAGAAGCCUUAUGAGCCAUAUCCCAUCAAACUACACUCAAGUUCAACCCUGGCUGAACCAGCAAGGCCUUUACGUUUUGCAUUGCCACAGCAAAACAUUCAUGAGCCAGUUCGUGUUAAACCAACAAGUUCAAACCAGAUUGGAACAGAACGGCCUUUUGUAAGCUUUGGAACAACACAACAGACUCGUAAACAAUAUCCCAUUAAACCCCAAUCAAGUUCAAACCUCGUUGCAUCAGCAAGGCCUUUCCUAAGUUUUGCAGCACCACAGCAAGAGACCUAUGAUCUAUUUCACAUUAAACCACAAAGUUCAACCCCAGCUGGAUCAGAGCGACCUUACUUUGGAACAACACAACAGCAAACUUAUGAGCCAUAUCCAAUUAAACCACAAUUUAGUUCAGCCAUGGCUGCAUCUGCAAAGCCUUUCCUGACCUUUGCAGCACCACAGCAGCAAGCUUAUGAGCCAUUUCAUAUUAAACCACAAUCAAGCUCAGUUCGGUUAACCUCAGACUGGCCUGCCUUAAACUCUGCAGCUGCACGUCAGAAUUAUGAGCCGGUUCAUGCCAAAAUACAAUCCUUUGACACUUGGCCAUAUUUUCGGGACAGGCCAACGAUGUCUUCAAGCCAAAUGAGAGUCCAAAGACAGGACUCUGCCAGAAACAAACUCGACAGGAAAACAACAGCAGGCAAGCCACCGGCCCUUCCAAUGUUAUCACCAGUGACAACCAGGAUACCAACCCAAACGAUCUGGAACCAUUUGCAUCCCCACCUCACCUCUGUUCAUCCAACCUAACAAGACCUUGAUGACAGCCUUGUCAGUUCAGUUGGAAACAAACAUUACCUGAUGUUUAGGAGAAGAAGAAAAUUACAGUCCCCAAAUCUAAGCUCAAGAAAGAUAACUCUUCACUUCCAUGGAGUGGCUUUUGCUGUCUUUAACAUUGUCUAAAGGGAAUCGUGUGUGAUAAUCAUAGUGGGGGUGAGUGGAAUCAGGUGGGGCCUCCUUGGGAGCUCAGGUCUUUCCCACUGCCACUGCAAACUUUGCACACUGCCUCCAUGAACCGGGAUCCCCAAGCAGUUGCCUGGUGGCAUGCCUUCUGUAGCUCACAACUGAAACGAUGGCUAAGACUAAUGUUGUUAAAUGUUUCACCUGCUGGUAAACAUAAUCAUUUUCUGUCUUCAAAUUUAAAUCUCUGAAGUAAAUCUUUUGGCUAAACUAUUAGUGGAAAGCAUUGGUCUUGUAUUUGGAAUAUUACCACAGUAAUCUGUUCAAAAUGUGCUGAGGCUCAGUGACGUCAGCACAGUCAAAUGAACAAACGAGUGUUCAACAUAUUCGGCUGAUAAGGUCUGGCUGAACGAAAACUUGGAGAAUUAUGGAGGGUCCUGCAAGGAUGCCGCACUGUGGCAAACCCCCACUGCUGUGGCUUGAAUUGGCUUCUUAACAGAUGAGCUGAAGGAGGUCGGCAUUUGCACUGAUUUAAAUUUUUACUCUUAAAUAGCUUACUUUUUCCCUUCUAAUUGCAAGUUGGUAACUUUGCAUUUUUUGAAACAAAUAAUCUGCUCGUACACAGUAUUUUAUCAGAGCGGGGAAUAGUGUUGAGGUACCCAUUUUGUCAGCUGCAGUGAGAACAGUUCAGGGUCUUUGUCAAAUCUCAGACUGCACGUUUCUGAGGAGUCUAUCGUAUUCAACAAUGAGGAGAACUCACUGGAGUAGUGGAAGGAGCAAGUACAUCGAGAGGAAGAGGAGGAAACGAAGGACUCCCGAGCAGCUCUUGAAGUAAGGUUACUGCUGCUUAGUGUGCUGGAAAAUCACCACCCACUCACACUCAUUUUAAUUGCCCUUUUAAAAUUGGCUGACUGUAGAUUAUUAGAGGACUUUACUUUUUUCACUGGGUUCAAGAAUUGAGGACAUGAAUAUGACAUAUUUACAUCUAUGUCACCAGACCAUAUUUUUCCAUUGAAAAUAACUAGUCUGAGUACUUGUACAGUUUGCCAGUGUAAAGGACACAUCGGGCAUGAAUGAGAGGGAAACAGGUGUAACAAUGAAGCUGCAAGGAGCAGGGGGUGGAUGAGUUUAAAUACCUGGGGUCCAACGUCCAAAACAACAGACUGAGUGGAGAGGGGAAGAGAGCGCAGGCAGGGAAGCAUGGGUGAAGAUGAGUGCCAGGGGUGUUUUGUGAUGGACUGAGAGCAGCAAGAGUAAAAGGAAAGGUUUAUAAGAUGACAGUGGCUCUGAGAAGUUAGGAUUAGAAAUGAGUCCUCAGAGGGACAGCUUGGAGUCAGAGAGGUCAGAAAUGGUUUGCACAUGUGCGGUCGAGGGAGAGUGAAUAUACUAGACAUGUAUACUAUCCAGACGUGGUGAAGGAGGACGUGCAUGUUGGCGUUACAGAGGAGGGUGCUGGGAUAGGAUGAGACUGAGGAAGAUGAUCCACUGUGCCCCCCCUAAAACAAGCAGAUGAGGGAAAAGUUUGUUGCUGCAGUAUCACGUUUGAAAUUCAUUACAGUUGUGGGUUUUCCUCAGUAGAAUCAGUGUAACUAUUUCCUGAUGAGAUCAUCGUUACAGGAGGCAGUGGUUUUGUUCCCUCAGUAAGGAAUCAAAUGAUAAAACAAAAAUGAUCAACUAUACAUCAAAAUGUCAAUCAGGGCAAUCAGCAGAAUAAAAAACAUCUUGUGAAAGAGUCACGUUUAUCUGUCCAGUUUACCUUGGUGCAGUCUAUGCCAGGGGUGUCAAACAUAAGUCCUGGGGCCCAAAAUUACCCCGGCAAAAACUCCAAUAUGGCCAUAGUUUCACAGCGUUUCCUAUUGAUAUAUAUAUAUACGUCACCAUUACCAUUGACACAACACCUAAUAACAGAAUUGAACAAAGUUGCUUUUUUUUCCACUAUCGAUCACAUAAAUGUCAUAAUUUUUGUUUUUAUUUGGAAAACAAAAGCAGACUU
This is a messenger RNA of Oreochromis niloticus (Nile tilapia), 4140 nucleotides long. RefSeq names its product protein piccolo. The record is from RefSeq and is a predicted model, not a curated record. The transcript is spliced from 6 exons. NCBI's taxonomy places the organism in Eukaryota, Metazoa, Chordata, Actinopteri, Cichliformes, Cichlidae. Bases 135 to 1997 code for a protein of 620 amino acids.